Messenger RNA from Paramuricea clavata, 897 nucleotides. The record is from the annotation of a GenBank genome assembly. NCBI's taxonomy places the organism in Eukaryota, Metazoa, Cnidaria, Anthozoa, Malacalcyonacea, Plexauridae.
CACGUGAAACAGUUUCAAGACGAAUAUCCAGAGACAACAAAAGCCUUACUCGAGGACACCUACGUGGACGACGUACAAAGCGGAGGAGAUUCGAUCAGUGAACUUGAAACGUUUAAAGAACAAGCCACGACGAUCACGGAAAAAGGUGGGUUCACUCUACAUAAGUGGCACAGCAACGUUGAGGAGUUGGAAUCCAUUUCAAACGAGACUGCGAAAGGUGAUCAAGAUUCCAACACGAAAUCUUACAGUGAGUCAACGACAAAGAUCCUCGGAGUUCCUUGGGAAAAGAAAACGGACGUUGUUCGAGUUAGCCUCGAAGCUUGUCAACUCACAGUUUCACCAUUGACUAAACGUAAGAUAUUGGCAGCGAUAAACGGUGUAUACGAUCUGCUUGGGUGGGCUUCACCGGUGAUGAUUACUGGGAAGAUUUUAUUCAGUGAACUUUGUUUGCGUAAAGUUUCUUGGGACCAACAAGUACCUGAUGACAUAGUGCGACGUUGGAAUCAAUGGGCUAAAACACUUCGUGAAUGUACUGAGAUCAAAGUACCUCGAAGCGUGGUAAACAACAAGAGUCAACAGAUUUCAAUACAUGGUUUUGCCGAUGCAAGCCAACUAGCGGUAUGCGCAGCAGUCUACGUUCUAGCCACAUACAACGAUGGGAAGACAAGUCAGAACCUACUGGUUUCAAAGUCUCGUGUAGCCCCGAAGAAGGUUUCUAUACCACGCCUAGAACUUGUUGCUGCCCACACCCUCGCCAAGCUGCUCAGUCGUGUGAAUCGCGCUCUCAGUUCGUUGGAUAUUCUGAAGGAGAAUCAAUUGUGGUCGGACAGUUCAACAGUCUUGUACUGGUUGGAAAAUAGGGGAACAUGGUCUAACUAUGCGUGCGGAAUCGAGUGA